AUGGCCGCUUCAGUGAACCGGACUAAUCCAAAGGAAUGUGCAGCAUGCAAAGAGCUGAAAGAAAAAGGACGUGGUGUGAUGAUAUGUGCCGGAUGUUCACAAAUGUUUUGCAACAAACACUAUCCACAACAUCGACAACUGAUAGAUAAACAAUUCGAUCAACUCAUAGAACAACAUGCGCUUUUUCAACAAGAUUUAAAUCAAACACAACACAAAACCGUAUCUCAAUUGAUACAAGAAAUCGAUGAAUGGCAACAAGAGAUGUUCGACGAGAUAAUGAGAGCAGUUACGGCAUCCAAACAAAAACUGACACAAACGUUGAGCAAACAAGACGAAGUAAAACGCAAAUUUACACUGAUCACAAACGAUUUACGUGUAAAACAAUCAACUCAUGACUACGAUGAAAGCGAUGUCGACGAAUGGAAACAACAAUUAGCCGAACUAGAACAACAACUGAAGAAUGUGCAAACACAGAAGUUGAAUCUAAACAGAUCUAUUAAUUUUACAAAACUUAUCGAUAUACAAGUCAUCGAGAAAACGGAAUCUAUCUCCCCACCUCUUCAUAGUCCGAAGCAACCGCUAUUUAUAGGUGGAACAUUAUUGAACGACAAACAGCAUCAGAUAAAACUUAAUGAGUUUUGUGGUCGAGAAAAAGAACACUGGACCUUGAUAUACAAAGGCACACGAGAUGGCUUUGCCGCCAAAGAUUUCCACCGUCACUGCGAUGGAAAAGGUCCAACGAUGACCGUUAUUCAAUCGCACGGAAGUGGUUAUCUCUUUGGCGCUCAUACUAUCAUACCUUGGAGUUCACAAAAUGGCCCGAAAAACGACUCAGAAGCAUUUCUAUUUACGCUCACCAACCCCCAUCGCCAUCCAAUCACAAAAUUCACCAUUGACGACAAAUGGAAACAAUAUGCAGUGCUUCACGUCAAAACUCGCGGACCAAUAUUAGGUAGCGUCCAUCACUUACAGAGUGCCCCUCGAUUUCCAUUUUCUCUUGGUCUCAAUCACUUUCUAUUCUCAGCUCUUUCCUCUUGUGACGACAACGUGGCGUCAUCCUUCUCGCGUGCUAUCAUCGAACUUUCAGCUUAUGAUUAUGAUUAUGAUUAUAGGACUCGUUCAUGUACAGCAUCAUCCUUCGAUUUCCACUUUCUCUUGGUCUCAAUCACUUUCUAUCUUCAGCUCUUUCCUCUUGUGACGACAACGUGGCGUCAUCCUUCGAUUUCCACUUUCUCUUGGUCUCAAUCACUUUCUAUUCUCAGCUCUUUCCUCUUGUGACGACAACGUGGCGUCAUCCUUCUCGCAUGCUGUCAUCGAACUUUCAGCUUAUUAUGAUGGGCUUAAUUCAUGUACAGCAUCAUCCUUCGAUUUCCACUUUCUCUUGGUCUCAAUCACUUUCUAUCCUCAGCUCUUUCCUCUUGUGACGACAACGUGACGUCAUCCUUCUCGCAUGCUAUCAUCGAACUUUCAGCUUAUUAUUAUUAUAGGACUCGUUCAUGUACAGCAUCAUCGUGAUUAUUAUGAUUAUAGGACUCCUUCAUGUACAGCAUCAUCGUCCGAUUUCCAUUUUCUCUUGGUCUCAAGUUUCUAAUAUUUUACUUUAAAAGAUAAACUUCUAUCUCAUUCAACAAAAACUCUGAACUCCCAGAAAAUGUUUCCGCACCUCCGCCAAGGCGGUCAACGUAUCUAA
Messenger RNA from Didymodactylos carnosus, 1690 nucleotides. The record is from the annotation of a GenBank genome assembly. NCBI's taxonomy places the organism in Eukaryota, Metazoa, Rotifera, Eurotatoria, Philodinida, Philodinidae.